Molecule: messenger RNA, 2457 nt
Organism: Varanus komodoensis (Komodo dragon)
Lineage: Eukaryota; Metazoa; Chordata; Lepidosauria; Squamata; Varanidae
Gene: IMPG1
Product: interphotoreceptor matrix proteoglycan 1
Exons: 17
Coding region: 25-2457 (810 amino acids)
Biological process (GO): visual perception
Source: RefSeq, a predicted model, not a curated record
UCGACAAUUCGGAGGAUAUUUGAUAUGGCCAAACAUCGGACAAAGAGGUCUUCUUUUUUCCCUACUGGAGUGAAGGUUUGCCCUCAAGAAUCAGUGAAGCAAAUUUUAGCAAGCCACCAAGCCUAUUAUAGGCUAAGAGUUUGCCAAGAAGCCGUAUGGGAAGCCUUCCGGAUUUUUCUGGACCGGAUUCCAGAUGCAACAGAAUAUCAGAAUUGGGUUACUGCCUGCCAGCGAGAAACAUUCUGUAUAUUCGACAUUGGGAAAAAUUUCAGUAAUUCUCAAGAGCAUCUGGAGAUAAUUCAACGGCGAGUAAAACAUAGACCCUUCCAGGACAGAAAAGAGGAGAUUUCCACAGAGAAAACCAGUGGCAAAAAACCAGAAGAGCCUCCUUCUCUUGCUACAGCCCCUACUGGUGUGCUAGUGAAUGAGAUUGUCAACGACACGAAGGCUCCCGUGAAGGAAUUGAAACCAGAGGUUCCAAAUAUAGUCUCUGAAGUUCCCGUGGAGCAGAUGGUAGAAUUCAGCGUCACCCUCACCGACCAGGAAUACACCCCAGAACUGAGUGAUCCUACAUCCCCUCAAUACCAGAAACUAGCUGCAAAGUUUCAGCUUCAGAUGCAAAAGAUAUUUGAGAAACUUACAGGAUUCAAGGAAAUUCGUGUGUUAGGAUUUAGGCAGAAGAAGGAAAAAGAUGGUUCAAGCAGCACCGUCGCACGGUAUGUCAUCAACUUCGAGAGAGACGACUCAGAAGCUAAAGGCCCUGAGGAUGACAUCACCACUAUUGGCUCCAACAAGGUCGAAAAUGAAAAAGACCCUCUUCGUACGGAGGAGGGAGUCCCAGCAGCUAAACCCAAAGUGACAGACCUUCAGCAGAUGGUUGUCAUGGCACUCCAGGAAGACAAGUCACUACCCAUGGACCUUGGAACACUCCAGUUUACUGACGAAGCUAUUAGACCAGCUAGUGAUGUAGAGAAUGAUAUCAAAUCAGUGGCCACUGAUGCAGUGGCUGGACUUGGCUGGGAGGCAUUCGAACCCGCAACGUUGACUGCUGACGUGAGUGAUCAGAAGAGUGAAGAUGAGGGAAUGAAAGACCAGCUGGACUCGCAGGUCCUUCCUGACCAAGACGCAAAGGCUACAGACCUGGAAUCUUCAGGAGAUGACAUUUUAGCCGCUUGGAGCACUAUGCCACCCUUCAUUGGUCCCCCUGAGCUUCCCACCUCGCUUCCUGAGGAUGACAUGUUGGGGCCACCAAAGGAGAUCAUUGUAUUGUCAGCAGUGACUACCAGUGGGCCCUCCAUUGUCGAUCAGCCUUUCGAAGUGACAAGCUCUGUGUGGGCAGAAGCACCAGACAGUACUGGGUUUGAAAUAGGGGUGCAGGACAUUGCCACUGAGGUAGGCGUGAUGGAUGUGAUGAGCCCGGCAGCCCUAGAUGAGGGUGGAAGUGGUUACUACGCAUUGCCAGAGACUCCGGAUGUGACUCCAGUUCCUCCUCUGAAGUACAUAACUACCAGCUCCAUGACAACUGCAGCCAAAGGAAAAGAGUUGGUGGUGUUCUUCAGUUUGAGAGUGACCAACAUGCGCUUUUCCGAUGACCUCUUCAAUCGGAGCUCUGCAGAAUACAAAGCUCUUGAACAGCAAUUCAUGCAGUUGCUGCUUCCCUACCUACAGUCUAAUCUUACAGGAUUUAAGCAACUGGAAAUACUCAAUUUCCGCAAUGGAAGCGUGAUUGUCAACAGCAAAAUGAAGUUUGCCAAGUCGGUGCCGUAUAACAUCACAGAAGCCGUCCAUUGUGUGUUGGAGGAUUUUUGCGAUGCGGCAGCUCAACGUCUUAACCUUGAAAUCGACAGCUAUUCACUGGAUAUUGAACCAGCUGAUCAAGCGGACCCUUGCAAGUUCAUGGCGUGCGAUGAAUUUGCCCAGUGCAUAAAGAAUGACUGGACAAAAGAGGCGGAUUGUCUUUGCAAACCCGGUUAUGUAAGAAUGGACGGACAGCCCUGCCGUAGUCUGUGUGAGAUUGAACCACAACUGUGCACUAACGGCGGCAAAUGUGAAUUAGUCCCAGGAAGAGGGGCAGUCUGUAGAUGCCCAGUACUUAGAAACAGAGGAGAGCGUUGUGCGAAAUACGCUCCACCACCCACCCGAUCCAACAUCUCCAAAGCUGUGACGCUUGGCUUAUUGUGCCUAAUUUUUCUUCUCAUCACUUUAAUAAUUAAGUUUCGAAGGAAAUGCAAAAGCAAGACUAAUCUGGAAAGUCCUCCUCCCAGCCAGUGCAAUGCAGAGAGUGCUGUAAGAAUUAAUCCUGUUUUUGAUCACGAUGAACCCAACAGUAAUUUUUGCCGUGCCCCAUGUAGUGUAAGUGCCUGUAUCAAUUCUUCCGAGAGCAGUGACCAAGGAACAUCACAAAAUAAUGAACACAGAACAGAGAAUGGAGGCCACCAGAUGCAAAGCAAAGACUGA